CUUUUUAGAGGCGUCUUCGCUUUGAACACCUACUGCCCAGGGUGGCAGGUGUUUACCACGGCGGUACUCCGGAAACCAGGUAAACCGUGCUACGAGAUACCAAAAGCCUACCGUCCAAUAGCCCUUCUCUGCACGAUACCCAAAGUACUAACAGCAAUUGUCGCGGAGAACAUCUCACACAUGGUGGAA
Laccaria bicolor S238N-H82 is the source of this 189-nucleotide messenger RNA. RefSeq lists its product as uncharacterized. The record is from RefSeq and is a predicted model, not a curated record. The annotation marks the transcript as partial. Lineage: Eukaryota; Fungi; Basidiomycota; Agaricomycetes; Agaricales; Hydnangiaceae. The transcript has a single exon.